AGAACCUCAAGGCGUCUAUCGCAGCCAUGUCAACGCCGCGGUGUUUUGCUUCUGUUGUUGCGCUACUUUUGGUCGAAUAAACCACACGGAGACCGGGAAAAGUAAUGGGAAGUUACGCCGGCAAACAAUUGUCAAGUGUCGUCGAGGUGUGUGUUGGCGGGACAAGCGGAACGCCCUCGAAGCCUGCUGAAAUAACAUGCGUCCUAAACAUCCGCUUUACAUGCAAGGUGUUGUAAGUGCAGUGAUUGAUUUCAAUGAACCGAAGAAUUACACUGUUAGCACGGACAGCAACGAGUUUUUUUUUUUUUUUUUUUUUUGUUAACUUGUUAACUUAGCACUAUUAAUAGUAAUUGUUUGACCAACUUUGGAAGUCAGCCGGGUCAGAGGUCACCUGAGGGUUGUUUUGAGCGCCUAAAGGGCUAGCUUUUGUCGUAUGACGUUACUCCCGGCUUUUUGCUAAGGUUAGCACGCUAAUGUAGCGAGCUAAAUGACAUUCCACGGUGAUGCCUGCAGGUGAGAGUACCUGGAUAAAAACCGAGGAUGAAUUAGAUAGGCCAAAUAGGACAAAAUCUAAGAAGAAAAACACCAAAAGUAAAGAGAGCUUUGAGCUUGAGACUCUCAAAAACCUCCGUCUCAAGAAGGACGAGGAGACCGAUGAUGACACCACACAUCAUACGGAACUCAGCGGCAGUGAGUGGGAACGGGCUGCAAAAAUCAACAAUGGAGCAAACCAGGAGGAGACACUGCCAUCAAAGUCUCAAAGAAAGCUUCCCAGUCAGCCUUUGCAAGACUCUGAUGCAAGACGCAGGAGCAAGAAGGGAAAACAGAAAGAUGACCCCAAUGGAGACCACAACAAGGACGGUGAUGAGCUGCUGCGGGAGUACCAGCAGCAGAUGGCGCCAGAUGAAGAGACACAAGUGAGUGAGGAUUUAGGAAAGAUGAAAAAGAUGAAGCUGAAAUCUGCCACAACGGAAUCAGAUAUUGGGGAUCAUGACCAGAAUAAUGCUGCGGAAAGUGACAUUCAGGACAGGAAGAAGAAAAAGAAGAAAAAGUCAAGUAAAUCGGUGGAAGGGAGCAACAACACUGCGCCAAAGAAGCCAGUUGCUUCCGAUGAAAAUGAAGGUCUGGUGCUUGGGGUAUAUGUACACCGAACAGACGGCCUCAAGACAGACGUGCGCAUCUCGCAUCCCAUGGUGAAGAUCCACGUGGUUGAUGAUCUCACAGGCCAGUACGUUAAGAAAAUAGACAGCCAUCGUCCCGUGUCGUCUUUUUACGAGCAAGACAGCGUGGACCACAUCCUGCCCAUCAUGACGCAGCCAUUUGAUUUCAAGAAGAACAAAUCAAUCAUCCCUGAGUGGAAGGAGCAGAUCAUCUUCAAUGAGCCCUUUGUGCACUUUGUUGGGCAGGACCCCAACAGCCCUAGAGUUAUUAUUUUUUUUGAGAUCCUGGACUUUCUAACCAUGGAGGAGGCCAAAGCCAACGUUGAUGUUGCAAUACAUGAGCGAGGAUUCAGAAAAAUUGCAUGGGCCUUUCUAAAGCUAGUUGGUGCUAAUGGCGUGCUGAACACCGGUGGGAAAAUCCGCCUGCAGCUCUAUGUACCCCCUACAUGGGCUAAGAGAAAGCCCUGCACCAUCGAAGUGGUAGAGUGGUGGCGACAUUACCCCCGGGUCAAAUAUGCAUCCACCCUCUAUGUCACAGUGAAAGGCAUUAAGUUGCCACAGCAUGUGGAUCCGAGUAUUCGUUCCAUGAUGGCACUGCAGGAAGAGCGAGGCAGCAUGUCAUAUUGCGAGCUGCAGGAUGACGUUAACAUGACGUCCACGCCUCACUCCAAAGAGAAGGGUGCUUCGGAGUGGAAGUGGAGCAGGAUUCCUGGACAGGUGUGUCGGAUUCCCAAUAAGCCAAUGCUAGUGUUCCGUGGAGGCCAGAUGGGCUGCUUGACGUUACUCUUCUCUCAUGCUGGGACGCUUCUCGCCGCAGCUUGUGCCGACAGAGAUAUGUUUCCUGUUGUAGUGUUUGAGAUUCCCUCUGGGAAAGCUUUAGCAGUUUUCAGCGGCCAUCUUAAAGUUGUCUACGAACUGUGCUGGUCUGCAGAUGACAGACAUCUUUUAUCCGUCUCUUCCGAUGGAACAGUCAGGGAGUGGGAUGUAGGACACUUCCUACCAACUGCGCGGAAGGUUCUGCCACACCCAUCAUUCGUAUAUUCUGCACGGUACCACCCAGCGGCGGAGCACCUGGUGAUCAGCGGCGGCUACGACUGCGUAGUCCGAGCGUGGAGACUUGACGUUGACGACUUCAACGGCCUGCUCCUACGUGAAUUUGAAGCUCAUGGCGGAUUUGUCAAUACUAUUUGCUUCGACACAACAGGACACAGGAUGUUCUCGGCGGACAACACUGGAUGUAUCAUGAUGUGGAACACCUCAAUAUGCGAUGACGAACAACAGCCUUGGCGUCACUGGUGUGUGGAGAAGGUGCACACCGAGGCAGACCUCACGGGAGUGCCCAUCAACAUGCUGCAGGUCCAUCCAAACGGGCGGUGCCUCCUCAUUCAUGCCAAAGACAAUGUCCUCAGGAGUUUGGAUCUGAGAAUUAUGACAAUGAUUAAGUUCACCGGGGCCACUAAUCAAAGAGAGAGGAUCUACAGCACCUUCACGCCAUGCGGCAACUUCAUCUUCUCCGGCAGCGAGGAUGGAAUGGCGUACGUUUGGAACACUGAAACCGGUGAUCAGGUGGCGGUGUACUCGGAGCUUAGCUACAGUUCAGCCUUGUGCGGCGUGGCCUUCCACCCUCAUGAGAACAUGGUGGCCUUCUGCGCCUUUGGGGAAAGUCAACCUGUGCAUGUUUACCUGCAUGACAACAAAGUGUCCCAGCUGGAAGUGCGCAAAAUAAAGGAGCUCAGGUCUGAGUCAAACACACCUGACACGCUUAACAACACACCAGCAUUAAUGUCCUCGGAUCAGUUGAGCCAAGCAACCAGACAGGCGUUAAAAAUGCAGCGAGUCAAAGAGCAAAUGGAUUCUGUCCUUGAACCACAUCACAGGUCUUCAUCUUUUGAACCAGGAAGGAGCCUGUUUUCUGACAUCAGCACGAUAAAAUCCAACGCUUCCCUUCCUCCUCUAUUGGGCGGCUUCAGUCCAGUCGGGCUGCAUCGACAGGGGAUGUCGUCUCACAAGCAUCAGACGCCUCUUCCUAGCUACGACUCUACUCAACCUGUGGUGGUAUCACUGCACGACUACAAAGCCAACCGCUCGGACGAGCUGACGCUGCGGCGUGGCGACAUCAUCCGUGUGCUGUACAAGGACAAUGAUAAAUGGUGGUAUGGGAGCUUGCCGGAUGGACAGCAGGGCUAUUUUCUCGUUGCCUACGUAGAAGUUAAGGGAGACGCGGUCGAGGAGGUUGCAGUGGCAGAUGCAGCUGUGGAGAGGGCAACGCCGACCAUGAUUUCCACUGCAAUUACUCCUUCUGGGGAACUCCGGUUUCUCUCCGAGCCCGCUCUAACUGACACAGAGCCAGAAUUGAUGGAGGCCAAACCCAAAAAGAAAAAGAAAGUGAAAAAGAAUGUGGGAAAACCACCACCAUCGCCACAGCUAACAUCACCUCAGGCCACAGUUUCCGACACAGAUGUCGGAAGCGAGUCGGCCGACAAUAGAGUCCGACCCAAUCGCCGCCCCCUCCCGAAGAGACCGACUAGGAGGCCCAGUGAUGCUGUGCAACUCGACCAAUGAUGGUAAACUUUUUGUCAUGAUUUUAUUCAAAAGACAAUCCCUUUUUAGAAUGAUUUUUAUAUUUUUUUUAAAGUACAAAAAAAAAAAAAAAAGUUAUUUAUUAUUGGGACUGAAUGUCUCUACAUAUAGUGUAACUUCCAAAGUGGAAGUUCUAAUUUCAAAAGAGUAUGUACAAGUAAAAUAAAUGUUAACUCAUCUGCACAGGUAAUUGAAACAGUAAUUUUAUGUACCACUUUGGAGGUUGCACUAAAAAUAUUAAACAUUUUGAGGCCAAAAAAUGUGACAAAACUUUUUAUUUCACAUUUUUCAGACAGUCACAUUAAUACUGUAUAUAACACACAAGUUGCAACAGAAUAGGAGUCGCAUUUUUGAGGGACAUUAUUUUUCAAACACUUGACUAAUACAUUUCACAAUGUAAAAUCAUUUUAUAAUAAUGACUGAGUGAGUGUAGAGCAUGUUAACGCAAUGUAACACACCACUACACUUUUCUGUAUGUAAUAUAGUUUCUACCUGGUCAUGUUGGUCUGUGUGACUUAUCGUCUGAAAAAUAUGGUAGAUUUCUGAUUUUAUAUGCAGUAUUAAACUUUUUACCUUCAUGUGCGUAUCGUUUGUCAUCUUUUACACCGCACCCAGGCAGUAUUCCGUGUUUUACGUUUUUCAAAACCCAUUUUCAUAUGCACUCUUACAUGAAAGUAUAAUGAAUCAGGCUUACCGUUUAGCAUUUAAAUAUGUACAAGUUUUAUUUAAAAAAAAAAAAAAAAAAAAAAAGAUUUAUCAGAACAUCAAGUGUGCGAUUUGACUUUCAUGUAGUGAUGAUAUAAAAUAUUGUCACUAAAGUUUCAACAAGGAUUUUAUUCAUCCAGGAGUGGAAGAGUUUCGUCAUUUUGUUGCCUCUUAUCUGGAAGCCUGGAAAAAAAAAAUCAAAAAGGGAAUGAUUCACAAAUGAUAAAACUUUGAUUCACUCGCAGUUUUUCCUCAGCUUAGACAAUGUUUUAAACCUAAAGGCUACAAGCUGUAAUGCGUUACAUUUAUGUGCUUCUAUGUUAUUUCGUAGCAUUAAGAUAAGCACUUAAAAUCGAUGUUUUGCUCAUCAGCUGCAACGAGACAUCUAAUCCAUUUGAAUGUGACGAAAGGCAGCAACCAUAUGCAGAAAUGAGUGAAAAAUGAAUCUGCUGUAAAUUUAAAUAUGUCCAAUCCAUUUGAACUGGGAAGCUUUGCACUAAAUAAACUUACAGUAUAUCAGUAAUGUCAAGUAAGAUAAUUUACCUUUGCGGUGUUGCCUGAUGCGCGACAUAAUACAGCGCCAGGAGGAAAGCCUAAGGACAUGUCACAACACCAUCAACCACAGGUGAGUUUUACAUCACCACCCUAAAUGCUAAAUGUAUUGUAUUAAAGGCCUGCAAAUCCAUCUGGAAUUCCUCAGGUGAGGUGACAGAAAUCACUUCUUUUGACUCAUGAACUGCAAUGUAACCUAAAUGAUUGGAGAGGCUGUUGGCAAAAUUAAAUGUCAAACUUACACCGAUGAAAGCCAGGCCUCCUUGGAUGGCAGCUGCCCACUCGAAGCUUAAACGCUGCGUGAUGAAGCCACCCAUGGUGGGCCCGUAAAACAUCCUAGAAAUGGGAAGCAAGCACUCAUGUUUACACCAGAUCUUUUUUUUUUUUUUUUUUUUUUUUUAAACCUCUCCUAUUCAGCUGCUUAGACAUGGAGAAUAGGAAUCUGACUGUCCAUAUGGUCUUAAUAGUUUUAAUGUAUCAAAUAGGUGUUUAAUCUAUAACCUGUAGCAAAAAGUAUGGAAUCACCACUCCCCGAGGAGCGAGCACUCAGACAUUUUAUUGUGUAGAAAAAACUCAAGAUAAAAAGCUUGAAAAAAUAAUGAAUUAGUUCAAAAGUGCAACUCCUUGGCAUUCAGAAACACUAAAAGAAAUGAAUAAAAAACAUUGUGGUGGUCAGUAAAUGUUACUUCUAAAGAGCAAUUGCAGGGAAAUAAAUAUGGAAUCAUGAGAAACAAAGAAAUAACAAUCAAAACACAUCUCUAAUAUUUAGUUGCACCACCUCUGGCUUUUAUGACAGCUUGCAAUCUCUGAGGCAUGGACUUGAUGAGUGACAAACAGUAUUCUUCAUCAAUUUGGUGCCAACUCUCUUUGAUUGCAGUUCAGAUCAUCCUUGCAGGUCGGAGCCUUGCUGUGGACCAUUUUUUUCAAUUUCCCCCACAGGUUUUCUAUAGGGUUGAGAUCUGGGCUGACAUUGACUGGGUGAGUAUUUCUCCAAGGAAUGCUUCAACAGUUUUAGCUUUGUGGCAUGAUGCAUUGUCAUCUUGGAAAAUGGAAAAUUAAUUAUUUUUUCAAGCUUUUUAUCCGAGUUUGUUCU
Molecule: messenger RNA, 6090 nt
Organism: Corythoichthys intestinalis (scribbled pipefish)
Lineage: Eukaryota; Metazoa; Chordata; Actinopteri; Syngnathiformes; Syngnathidae
Gene: ahi1
Product: Abelson helper integration site 1
Exons: 24
Coding region: 504-3722 (1072 amino acids)
Biological process (GO): motile cilium assembly
Cellular component (GO): ciliary basal body
Molecular function (GO): protein binding
Source: RefSeq, a predicted model, not a curated record